CCACUUCUCCCUUUAUCGACAUAUAUAACAUUCAUAUAUGGUCAUUUUUACACAAUCAAAAUAAAAAAUCUCUCCCUCCAUUGUUGUGUAUCUCGAAAAAACUCGACACAAGACAACCAUGACAAGCUUCUUGCUCUCAUUGCUCCUAUCACUCUUCUUAUUGUCUCCCAAUGUUGGUGGGAUUGAAAUGAAUGAAAACCCAUUUACGGCAAAAGCCUCGUUAAUCCGUUACUGGAAAAAUCACAUCUCCAACGACCUUCCCAAGCCCAAUUUCUUUCUCUCCAAGGCCUCACCACUCGGCCCUACCGACUCAGCGAUUCUCACCAAAAUCGUCGACGAUCCAAACUCGCUCUCCUCCCGCCUCAACUCGUUCUGUUCGUCCGCUCACUUACUCUGCUUCUCCAACGACGACGUUUCGCAGCAACAAGAAGAUCAAUCCAACUCCCAAAGCGACGCCGUUUCGAAGGAUGCGAACUUCGCCACUUAUACGAACAGAAACUUCGCCAACUAUGGCUCCUCUCGACUACGCGGCGCCGACUCGUUCAAGAACUACUCCGACGGGUUGAACUCGCCCAAUGACUCGUUUCGGAAGUACAGUAAGGACUCUAACUCUCAUUCUGAACAAUUCGCCAGCUACGCCACCAAUGCCAAUACCGCCACCUCUUCCUUCACUGGCUACGCCGCCGAUGCUACUAGCGGUUCCGGUGAGUUUAAGAUGUACCACCAGCAAGUCAACGUUCCGAAUCUUCGGUUUAGCUCGUACGACUCCGAUGCUAACCAUCACCGGUUGUCGUUCGGGAGCUACGGCAGCGAAACCAACUCGGGAUCCCAAUCGUUCCUGAGCUACGGCAAGAACGGCGAUGCCGAUCCGAACGAGUUCACCAGCUACGCUGAAGAAGCGAACACCCUCGGGUCAGAUUUCUCUGGAUACGGAGAGCUUGGUAAUGGCGGGAACAAUUCAUUCAAGUCGUACGGGCUCAACGGAAACAAUCCGAAAAGCUACUUCAAGAGCUACGGAACGGGCGGCAAGGCCGGGAUCGAUGGGUUCACGAACUACCGGAACGGAGCGAACGUCGGUGGCAGCUCGUUCCAGACCUACGCGAGAAAUUCAAACUCGGAGAAGGUGACUUUCUCGAAUUACGGGAAAUCGUUCAACUUGGGAAAUGACUCGUUUCGCGACUACGGGAAAGGGUCGGUGGGUCGGACUACAGUCGGGUUCAAUUCAUAUAGUUUGGGCCGGACUUUCAAGGACUACACCCGAAACGGCGUCACUUUCGCCGAGUACAACAAUUUCACCACCGCGACGGAAGCAGGAGAAACUAACGGUCACAGUCACAGUGGCAAAGCCGUAAAUAAGAUGGUUGAACCGGGCAAAUUCUUUAGGGAGUCUUCGUUGAAAGAAGGAAACGUAAUGGCUAUGCCCGACAUUCGAGACAGGAUGGCUGAAAGGUCGUUUUUGCCCCGGUUUAUAUUAACGAAACUGCCAUUCUCGACUUCCAGAAUCUCCGACCUCAGAAAGAUAUUCCAUGCGCCUGUUGGCUCGACCAUGGAGCACGUGAUUCGCAACGCGCUAGAGGAGUGCGAGCGGGCUCCGAGCCCUGGCGAGACCAAACGGUGCGUUGGCUCUGCCGAGGAUAUGAUAGACUUCGCCGUUUCUGUUUUGGGCCGCAACGUGGUGGUCCGGACCACCGAAAACGUGAAUGGGUCAAAGGAAGAAGUUGUGAUUGGUAAAGUCAGAGGAAUCAACGGUGGAGAAUUGACAAAGUCCGUUUCAUGUCAUCAGACCCUGUACCCUUACCUAUUGUACUACUGCCACUCAGUACCUAAAGUAAGAGUCUACGUGGCUGAUAUUCUUGACGUGGCGAGUAAGGAGAAGAUUAAUCGCGGUGUCGCCAUCUGUCAUAUUGACACGUCAUCGUGGGCUCCAGGGCACGGUGCCUUCGUGGCACUGGGGUCCGUUCCUGGGAAGAUUGAAGUUUGCCAUUGGAUAUUCGAAAACGACAUGUCGUGGGCAACAGCUGAUUGAGUGAAACGAAGACCGUACUUUUAAUAUAUAUUUUUUAAAAAAGAAAAAACCUUGCUUUUGUUCUAACACUUUUAUUUAUUCAUAAUUGUUGAUUAGUAUUUUUUUUCCUUUUCCAGUUCAAUCGAAUUCUAUUUGAACUUUUUUGUUUUUUUUGGGAUGAUUUCUAAGCUAUCACGUACAAUAUGUGUGGACCCAAAAAAGAAAAAGCGUGAAUUUUUUUUCU
Molecule: messenger RNA, 2249 nt
Organism: Humulus lupulus (European hop)
Lineage: Eukaryota; Viridiplantae; Streptophyta; Magnoliopsida; Rosales; Cannabaceae
Product: polygalacturonase 1 beta-like protein 3
Exons: 2
Coding region: 119-2026 (635 amino acids)
Source: RefSeq, a predicted model, not a curated record